Molecule: messenger RNA, 2178 nt
Organism: Achroia grisella
Lineage: Eukaryota; Metazoa; Arthropoda; Insecta; Lepidoptera; Pyralidae
Gene: CRAT
Product: carnitine O-acetyltransferase-like
Exons: 13
Coding region: 278-2170 (630 amino acids)
Biological process (GO): carnitine metabolic process, CoA-linked
Cellular component (GO): peroxisome
Molecular function (GO): carnitine O-acetyltransferase activity
Source: RefSeq, a predicted model, not a curated record
AUUUGUUCAUAUAACGUUACAAAACUACUUUCACUUUUUCUCAGUACUAACUUUUAAUGAUUAGGCCCUCAACGAGAAAUAACUCUAAAGCUAUCGUCUAACAAUAGCACAAGUACCGAAGUUCAAUUGCGAUAUCGAAUUAUGUACUAAUGUUCAAAUUCUUUAAUUCAAGUACAAUAAAUUUUUAUCAUAACUCAAGUCCGCAGUCGAUUAAUUACAAGUAUAAAGGUCGUUUUGAGAAAUAAAAUUGAUUUCUAUUAUAAUAUAGGAUAUCAGAAUGAUCCGUGGUAUGAAUAAAAUAUGUGGACAACGAAGCUUUCUUGUGGAACCAUAUGUCAGUUCUUUACAAAUGUCUUCUCACUAUUCAUCAGCUAAACCUGCUGUCAAUGUCCAAAAUUUACCAAGACUACCAGUACCUAAACUUACGGAUACCUUGAACAAAUAUUUGAAAACUGUGAGGCCCCAUCUAAAGGAUGAGGAAUUUGCUGUCACCUCACAACUUAUUCAAUCAUUUGGUGCCGAAGGAGGUGUUGGUCAGAAAUUACAGGGAUUGCUGGAAAGAAGAGCACAAGAACAUUCAAACUGGCUUGAAGAGUGGUGGUUACUCACGGCUUAUUUGGAAUAUCGGGAUCCUGUUGUUGUAUAUUCUAGUCCAGGUUUAGUGUUUCCAUUUCGUAAAUUCAACACUCAAGAUGAACAACUGAAAUAUGCUGCAAAAACCUUACUAGCUGCACUUGAAUAUAAAGCCCUAAUAGACAGUGACAAAAUUCCAACUGAAAUGAUGGGUAAAAAUCCACUUGACAUGUUGCAGUAUAAGAAAAUUUUUGGAACUUGUAGAAUACCUGGAGAUAAGAAGGAUAAAUUAUCUUUCAAUGAUAGCAAACAUGUUACUGUCAUUCACAACAAUCAUAUAUUCCAUGUGGAUCUUUGGGGGGAAGAUAAUGUAGUAUUGAGCGAGGACCAGAUCAUUCAACAGUUAAGAAGAGUUGUGGAACUAUCAAAAACUCCUACGGAUCAAGCUAUAGGCGUGCUGACAUCAGAGAAUAGGGAUGCAUGGGCAAAGGCAUAUGAACUACUUACGAAAGAUAAAGUGAACAGGAAUUCAUUAGAAGAUGUGGAAAAAAGUAUCGUAGUCUUAUGUUUAGAUUCAGCUGUUGGUCUAUGGGAUUGCAAAGAUAAAAAUGCUCAACAGAAUUUAGCGGCCGCUCAAACCAUACACGGCGGCGGCUCUCGUUCCAAUGGCAGAAACCGCUGGUUCGACAAAACUGUACAGUUCAUUGUUGGCGCUGAUGGUAUAACUGGCCUAACAUAUGAACACUCACCAGCCGAGGGACAGCCCAUAGCUGUUUUAACCGACUUCGUUAUUAACUACAUUGACCAAGGCAAACAGGGACAAUCAGUAUCAGCGAGUCCUAAGGAACCAGUUCAACUAAAAUUCAAUGUAACAAACGAGGUUUCUACAUUAAUUCAAACUGCAGAUGAAAGCUUAGACAGAUUGGUGUCUAACCUGGAAUUGAAUUGUUUUACCUAUGAAAAGUAUGGUAAAAACUUUAUUAAAUCACAAAAAUUAAGCCCUGAUAGUUAUUUACAAAUGGCAAUGCAGUAUGCAUUUUAUAGGCUUCACAAAACUCCUGGAGCCCACUACGAAUCUGCAGCAACCAGAAUGUAUAUUGGUGGCCGCACUGAAACUAUAAGGUCAUGUUCAAUAGAAUCUAUCGAAUUUGCCAAAACUAUGUUAGAUGCUCAAAGCUCACCUAAGCAAAAGUUAGCUGCUCUGCAAAAAGCUAUACAAGGUCACAAAGAUUACACAGUGCAGGCUCUCCAAGGUUUCGGUGUAGAUAGACAUUUAUUAGGACUAAAACUUAUUGCUAAAGAAAAUGGCAUUGAUAUACCCAAUCUGUAUACCGAUGCAGGAUUUAUAAAAAGUGCUCACAUGCGAAUUUCUACAAGCCAGGUUGCUUGCAAAUGCGAUGGAUUUAUGUGUUAUGGACCUCUCGUACCUGAUGGUUAUGCUACAUGUUAUAAUCCACGUGAUAACGACAUUAAUUUUGCAACGUCCUCAUUCUUGUCAAAUUCUGAAACAGCGUGUGAUAAAUAUCGAGCUGCUUUGGAGCAGUCUCUUCAAGACAUGCAUGAUGUUCUUCUUCAGAAUACUAAAGCGAAAUUAUAAGGCUAGUA